AUGGUUGAUAAAAGUUCAAUUACUCGCGAAUCGAGUAAACUCGAUUCGCCUGAUUUAAAUUGGACUAACAUGAUUCCAGAAUGUCCAAUAUAUCAUCCAUCAGAACAAGAAUUUGAGCAUCCUUUGGUUUAUUUACAGAAAAUUGCUCCUGAGGCUUCUAAAUAUGGUAUAUGUAAAAUUGUUUCUCCAAUUACUGCUACUAAUCAUGCUGAUUAUGUCUUAAUGAAAGAGAAAAAGGAUUUUAAGUUUGAAACAAUUGUACAGCCUCUUCGCCUUUCGAAAGGGAAUGAGAAGGAUUUGAUAACUUUUUCUAAGAGAGGAAGAAAAUAUACAUAUCAUGAAUUUAAAGCUAUGGCAAACAAGGCGUUUUCGAAUAAAUUUUGCAGUUCAGAAGGUCUUUCUUCUUCGGAUAUCGAAAAAGCGUUCUGGCACGAAAUGAUACAUGGAGAGAAAGGUGCAGUAGAAUAUGGAGUCAACAUUGAGGGAAGUGUAUUUUCAUGUGAUCCUGAUGAUAAACUUGGAACAAGCAAAUUCAAUUUGAAGAAUUUAGCGCGACUGCCGCAGUCUACGUUGCGUUUAGUUGACAGGGGAAUUCCAGGAAUAACUGAUCCUAUGCUUUACAUUGGAAUGCUGUUUAGUAUGUUUGCAUGGCAUGUAGAAGAUCACUAUUUGUACAGCAUAAAUUAUCAUCAUUCUGGUGCAAAUAAAACUUGGUACGGUGUGCCUAGCUAUGCAGCCUCUCAAUUUGAAAAGACUGUGUUGAAUCAUGUGUAUUGCAACAAAGCCUUGAAAGAACAUGGAGAGAAUGGUGCAUUUCAAUUUCUUGCACAAAAAACAAGCAUGUUCCCUCCUAAUGUCUUGUUACAACAAGAUGUGCCGGUUUACAAGGCUGUGCAGAAGCCGGGAGAGUUUGUCAUCACCUUUCCUAGAUCAUAUCAUGCCGGAUUUAGUCAUGGUUUUAAUUGUGGAGAAGCAGUAAACUUUGCUAUUGGUGAUUGGUUUCCGCUCGGGGCUGCAGCUAGCAAACGUUAUGCAUAUCUCAGAAUGCUACCUAUAAUUCCAUAUGAGGAACUUCUUUGUAAAGAGGCAAUGCUGAUAUAUAAGUCUUCAAAAGUCAUAAGUUUCAAGAACAAACCUGAAGACAAAGCAUCUUAUCAUGCAAUCGUACAAUCUUUCUUGCAGCUUAUGCAAUUUUAUAAGACAUUGCUAUCGCGGUUGAACAGUUCAAGAAAUUUAACAACCUCUUCAAAUACAUUAGGUUCUGUAACAUGCAGCAUCUGCUAUAGGGAUUGCUAUGUAGCUUACUUGUUGUGCAAGCAAUGUUAUUCCAAUCCAAUUUGCCUUUUCCAUGACAUUGUGCCGCAAACUUGCUUAUGUGGGAGAAAAUACACCGUUUUUAAGAGGAAUGACUUGUUGGAACUCGAACAUGCUGCCAAAAGUUUUCAGCAGAACGAUAAUUGGCAUGAAGGAAAAAGUGCUGGAACUUUUAUCUCUAUAGGGGCAGCGUCUAAACUGCAAAGAAGAGUUGCGGACAACAUCAAGCACAAUGUUGAAAAGAAGACAAAGAAUUAUCGUAGAAACAAUCCGCCUCCUUCUGGGAUGAGUAACAAAAGACCACGAAUCCUUUAUAACUCGAGAAAACAUGACUCAAAAUUGAUCAUAAAAGUUCCUGCAAUAUCUUCUCUUUCGGCGACAUCUGAAAAAUCAAAGUAA
Trifolium pratense (red clover) is the source of this 1713-nucleotide messenger RNA. RefSeq names its product lysine-specific demethylase JMJ706-like. Gene Ontology annotation, biological process: chromatin remodeling. The record is from RefSeq and is a predicted model, not a curated record. Gene Ontology annotation, cellular component: nucleus. The coding region runs from base 1 to 1713 and encodes 570 amino acids. The transcript has 9 exons. Gene Ontology annotation, molecular function: histone demethylase activity. Lineage: Eukaryota; Viridiplantae; Streptophyta; Magnoliopsida; Fabales; Fabaceae.